AUGUCAUAUAAACUCUUGAAAGAAUCCUUUAUAAGUAACCUCAACGGAACAAGCCUUACUGAGAUUACAGUAGACUUAAGCGUGCCUCCACUUCUUGUCCUCUGUAGAGGUUUGUUGUUUAUUCUUCAUCAUCAAAGAUAUGGUGAAAGAUUAUACUCAUGGAAAGUCCACUUGUUUCUAGAUUUUAUUCUGCUCAUCCUACCACAGGUUAUGUGCUGCACAGUCCUUGCAGAUAACCUGUAUAUGGGGCAUCAAGUCAUUGUGACUUUGUGUGUUGUAUUACUCUACACUAUAUACAGAGGGAAAGUCGUGUUUACCAAUGUGCCAUUCAAAUACAUCUGGAAACAAUUCCAAGAAAUACAAGUGGACUAUGACGCAGUGCCAGCAGUUACGUCACUACGUGUUCUCAUGAAUCUGUACACUGCUGUAUAUAUCUUGGCAGUGGACUUCCCUAUAUUUCCCAGGCGAUAUGCAAAAACAGAGACUUAUGGCACAGGAACCAUGGACAUAGGGGUAGGGUGCUUUAUCUUUGCCAACUCUCUGGUUUCCCCUGAAGCCAAAGGAAGAGGUGUAAUCCUGAAGAAUACUUUUUCCAAUGUGACAAAACAGCUGUUUGCAGUGUGGCCUCUAAUUGCCCUUGGAUUAGGCCGGUUGAUCAGUGUCAAAACAUUAGCAUAUCAUGAACAUGUGUCGGAGUAUGGAGUUCACUGGAACUUUUUUUUUACUCUGGCAGUCAUUAGAGUAAUGGCGUCCCUGUUGUUAACAUUAUUUCCAGUACAAAAGGCAUGGAUUCUAGCUAUAACCCUUCUUUCAUGCUAUCAAGCAGCUCUUGAAACCACCAACCUUAAGAAAUUUAUUUUACAUGGAAGUGAUGGGAAAGGCACAAGAAUUGGUUUCCUAAAUGCAAACAGAGAGGGACUAUUCUCACUUAUUGGAUAUACUGGCAUUUAUAUGGCUGGAGUACAAGUUGGAUUGUAUGUGCUAAAGAAAAGGACAUUUAUAAAAGAUUGGAUGAUGGUCACCUGGAAUCUGAUGUUAAUGACUGUUUAUUUUUUUAUAGUUUUCAAUUUAGUUGAUGAAUUCAUAGAGCCUGUCUCUCGUAGAAUGGCAAAUUUAACAUUCUGCAUAUGGAUUAUAGCAUUGUGCCUCUUUCAGCUCUGCUUGACAUUACUUGUUGACUUGAUCAUAGUAUUUGUAAAGUCUCUGGUCUCUGGAAGCAAAGUGUCAUGUACAUGGGAUAUAAGUAAAAUGCCAAGCUCCAAUAAGAAGCAAGACGUACCUUUGCCCGCUGGCAAAAAGAAAAUAAAUCUGUGUCUGAUUGAAGCUGUCAAUAGAAAUCAAUUGCUGUUCUUCUUGCUUUCAAAUAUCAUGACUGGUCUAGUGAAUAUGUUGGUUGAUACCAUCUACAGCAGCUCUGGAUUUGCCAUUUCUGUGCUUCUGUUUUAUAUGUUUACUAAUUGUUUAAUUGCUUAUGUUCUUCAUAUUACUGACAUUUCUGUGAAGUGUUGGUGA
Bombina bombina (fire-bellied toad) is the source of this 1512-nucleotide messenger RNA. Its product is annotated as phosphatidylinositol-glycan biosynthesis class W protein-like. Gene Ontology annotation, biological process: protein localization to plasma membrane; GPI anchor biosynthetic process. NCBI's taxonomy places the organism in Eukaryota, Metazoa, Chordata, Amphibia, Anura, Bombinatoridae. Gene Ontology annotation, molecular function: glucosaminyl-phosphatidylinositol O-acyltransferase activity. The transcript has a single exon. The coding region runs from base 1 to 1512 and encodes 503 amino acids. The record is from RefSeq and is a predicted model, not a curated record. Gene Ontology annotation, cellular component: membrane; endoplasmic reticulum.